Ruditapes philippinarum (Manila clam) is the source of this 2718-nucleotide messenger RNA. RefSeq names its product phenylalanine-4-hydroxylase-like. Gene Ontology annotation, molecular function: iron ion binding; phenylalanine 4-monooxygenase activity. The transcript has 13 exons. Lineage: Eukaryota; Metazoa; Mollusca; Bivalvia; Venerida; Veneridae. Bases 208 to 1620 code for a protein of 470 amino acids. The record is from RefSeq and is a predicted model, not a curated record. Gene Ontology annotation, biological process: L-phenylalanine catabolic process; L-tyrosine biosynthetic process.
UUCAGCAUAUAUUGUAGCAUCUUUUUUUGAAACAGGCUAUACGCGAAAUCGGGAGGUGUGACAAAUUCAACCAAUCCGAUUUAAUGUUUAUUUAUUGGUGAAGGUCAAGUCGGAUCCUGAAUUAAGAAGUUCGCAUUAAAAUAAACAAGCAAUAUCUUUUCUGAAACAAAUUUAUUUUCUCUAGAUAUUUAAUUGAUCCAAAUAAGGAUGGACGCUGGAAUAACACCUGCGAAAAGAGCAAAAGUUGAUGUAGCGAAUGGGACUCAUGGUCACGAUAAGAACCGACUUCCCCAUCACAACUAUGUAGAAGAUUAUGACGACAAGGAAGGCAGUUCGAGCAUUCUUUUUACCCUACCAGAAAAAAUUGGUGCUCUCGCAGAAGCUUUAAAGGUGUUUGAGGCACACAACGUGAAUCUGUAUCAUAUUGAGUCAAGACCUGCAAAGGGCAAUACAUCACAGUACGAGUUUUAUGCUGAUUGUGACAAUAAGAAAGGUGGUCUACACGAUGUCGUGAAGGACCUGAAAGGGAACGAUUGUCACGUGACAUUGCUCACCAGAAAACAUCAGCGAGGCUCUUCUCAGCGGCUAUCCGCCAGUGAAAGCGAAGUUCCAUGGUUUCCCCGUAAAAUCAACGAUUUGGACAGAUUUGCUAACCAAAUUUUGAGUUAUGGAUCAGAACUGGACUCGGAUCACCCAGGAUUCACCGACCCGGUCUACCGUGCCAGACGGAAGGAGUUCGCAGACAUCGCCUUCAAUUAUAAACAUGGUACGCCGAUCCCCAGAGUUUCAUAUACAAAGGCCGAGGUAGACACAUGGGGGACAAUAUUUCGUGAACUGACAAAGCUGUACCCUAUGCAUGCGUGUAAAGAGUUUAAUCACGUGUUUCCGCUGCUGAUUGACAACUGUGGGUACCGUGAGGACAACAUCCCGCAGUUAGAGGAUAUCUCCAACUUUCUUCAGGACUGUACGGGAUUUAGACUACGCCCAGUAGCCGGACUACUUUCGUCACGAGACUUCCUGGCGGGCCUGGCGUUCCGCGUGUUUCACUCAACCCAGUAUAUCAGACAUGGGUCUAAACCUAUGUACACACCGGAACCAGAUGUCUGUCAUGAGCUUUUAGGACACGUACCAUUGUUUGCAGAUCCUUCAUUUGCACAGUUUUCACAAGAAAUUGGUCUUGCGUCACUUGGGGCACCUGACGAGUAUAUCCAGAAGCUGGCCACGUGUUACUGGUUCACUAUAGAGUUUGGACUGUGCAGACAGGAAGGUCACAUCAAAGCCUAUGGUGCCGGCUUGCUGUCAUCAUUUGGUGAACUUCAGUACUGUUUGACGGAGAAACCAGAAACACGACCGUUCGAGCCUGUAAAGACAGCGGAACAAAAAUACCCGAUCACCGAGUUCCAACCCGUGUACUUCAUAGCCGAGAGCUUUGAGUCGGCCAAACAGAAAAUGAGAGAAUUUGCAGCAACUAUCCCACGCCCAUUUUCGGUCACGUACAACCCCUACACACGUAGUGUUGAGGUCCUCGAGAAUACAGGACAAAUCCUCAAUCUUGCAAAGAAUAUUAAAUCUGAGAUGAUGCUCCUGGAAGACGCCUUAACAAAGUUACACCAGAGCUAAAUAUAUGCACAUUGUUAGACAAUACUUAUAUAUAGUUAUGACGAAGAGAAAAUUGGGAAUGGACUAUAGAUGGAGAUUGGGAAAAUAUUUGAACUGGAUUUGAUUGCACCUUCGUUGCUUCAUCUGCUACUUUUUCAAUCGUUAUUCGCUUGAUGGAAUGAUUUGAUUGUUUGAGUGUACCCACCCAGAAUAUUAAUUUUAUCAGUGUGAAUUGUGUUGAUGCUGUUGUUGUUUUAUUUUAAUGUGACAAUUUUUUAGACAAGGUCAGAAUGUGUUUUUAACAGAGUAAUGUAUUGGAUUUAAUGAACUUCAAGAAACAUGCUUUAACUUUGUGGAAAUUUGUAGUACAAUGUACAAUACUUUAUAUUUAUACUGAUGCAUUUUGCAAAUUAGGGUUUGGCUUUGUUUUUUAUGAUUUAAACCAUGCAUACAUGUUCUAUAAUUUAAUUUUGGUGGUAUUAUUUUAUGUAAUUUCGUAAUUUUAUUUAAUGUCAUUUUUUGAACAUUUUUGUUCUAAUGAGUAUACUCAACAUAAUUAAACGUUGUGAUAUAGGAAUUUUUCAUCUUACGCGUAUAAGUAAUUGAGAGAAAUCUAACAUCACCAAAUUUCUUAAAGUGUAAACAAGGAUAUUGGUAGACGAUAACAUACGAUGCUUAAUUUCAAAAUUUUGAUAUAGUAAAAUUUACUAAAUGGCAGGCGACAAUGUUUGAAGCUUAAUUUCAAAAUUUUAAUAGUAAAUUUUACUCGUAAUUUACAUUAUACAAUUAUUAUUUUGCAAAAUGAAAACCAUGAAAAUAGAAAAGACGAGUAGUAUGUAGAAAGUUCAAUCAGUCAUAUUGACUUUUCUACGGUUUAAUUUUUUUUAUAAUAACAUGUAUUGUUACAUCUAAUUGAUCAUUGGUGUAUGUAGUGCAUUUAUUGCUUUUCUACAUUCUAGUAAGUGUUUCAUGUUAUCAGAUAAAUUGUUUAUCUUUAUCAAAAUGUCGGUUGCUCGAUACUGUACCGGCUUUUUCAUAUACACAUAAAAAUAUAUAUUUGUAGAUAUAACUAUAUACAUGUCAUCAAAAUUAAUAAUAAAUUGCUUGUUUUUAUCAGAA